CUAGACAUUGGAUUGCGUACACAUACACAAAUUAGUUAAUCACCAGCUCCCAUCAUCAAUUAUCUCUUAAUGACCGCAAAUAAAUAACAAUAAAGUAGUAAACAAUGCAGAUAAAUAUGCAAAUAUCACCGCGCGUAUUUACCGCAAUUCAAAAUGUAAAUAUACGGGAAUUAUCGCAGUGUACACAAAAAGAAAUUCGCCCUUUGUUACCAUGUCUGGUUCGUAUGAGUUUAAUUUCACCUCUUGACAUCACAAGGGAAUGCGUUGAAGCCCGUAAAGAAAUAUUGACAAUUCUAUCAGGAAUUGAAUCAGUAAAUUCAAUUGUCGCUUUGCUGUCAAUUGAUUUUCAUGCUCUCGAAACAGAUGUACGUAAAGAACAACAAUUGAGACAAAAAAUUGGUAAUACUCAAGGAGACAGCAUUCUAGCCCAGUCUCUUCAAGGCGGGCUGGCUCUAGAAUUCGAACGAAGCGAAUCAACCCGACGAAUCCGUCUGGUUCUGAGCGAACUCCUCUUCGUGUCAUCGCAAAUCCAAGAGUAUCAAAAGAACACCGACUUCUCAAUAAAGCAAUCAGAUCUAUUUGACAAUGCGGUGUACAUGGAGGAGAUCAGCUACGUGAUCUGCAUCGCGUUGGCAGAACUUCCAGCCCUGUUGUCCAUAAGUGACAUAGCAGAGACUCUACUGCACGUGAAACACGGCCCGGAAAUAAUUUGCUGGGUAGUAGCGAACAGUCCCGACAGUUUCUUUGACGUCUGCACCCACUUGAUAGCCAACGGCGAGCGUCAAGAAGAGUCAGCACUUGGUAGAAUUCGUACACAAGCACUCACGAUGCUCUGUCGUAUGAAUCCGUCCCAAUCGUUAGCCAUCCGCGCGAAAUGCGUCGAGCUUUGUCGUAUGCCGGCUCUGGCAAUAACUUUGAGCCUAGAUCGCAACUCCUCGCAGUCUGCGGACCCAUCAUCCGAAAGCGAUGUCGUGGCUUUCGUGUCCGGUCUUUUGCUGGGAAGUGAUCAGCAAGUCCGCACCUGGAUCGCGAUGUUUAUUCGUAACGGCCAGAAAAGAAAGUGGGAGUCGCACACUGCCUUGCAGUCACUUCGGGAAGAAAUACUGACACGUUUGCGUGCAAUCGUCAGCGACGUGGCAGCCUCGGAAGGUCAACUUGCCGAGUCUCAGGUUGUAAAAGCCAGCGCGUUGCUACGACUCUACUGCGCGCUGCGUGGAAUCGGCGGGAUCAAAUUUCAGGACGACGAGGUGACGAUGAUUGUCCAGUUACUUACCUCCCAUCCUCCGCCAUCACCAGCUGGUGUGCGGUUCGUUUCUCUAGGUCUCUGCAUGCUGAUCGCCUGUCCGUCCCUGAUAGGACACCAUCAGCUGGAGAAGCGAAGUAUCGAGUGGGUCCAGUGGUUAGUACGCGAAGAAGCUUAUUUUGAAAGUGCCAGUGGUGUCACUGCAAGUUUUGGUGAAAUGUUACUGCUUAUGGCCAUUCAUUUUCACAGUAACCAGCUGUCAGCUAUUUGUGACCUCGUUUGCGCGACCUUGGGCAUGAAAGUUCCCAUAAGACCCAACAAUUUAACCCGGAUGAAGCAAAUAUUUAUGCAGGAUAUUUUUACAGAGCAAGUUGUCACUGCGCAUGCUGUUAAAGUCCCAGUUACCGCUAAUUUGAAUGCCAGCAUUCCAGGAUUUUUGCCAGUGCACUGCAUCCAUCAGUUACUUAAAUCACGGGCAUUCUCAAAGCAUCGAGUCCCGAUUAAAAAUUGGAUUUACCGGCAAAUUUGCAACAGCACUGCGCCUCUCCAUCCGGUACUGCCGGCUUUGGUCGAGGUCUACGUCAACUCGAUUUUAGUAACCAGCAGCAAGACAACAGAGCACACAAAUAAACCGAUAACAGAAGACGAGAUUCGUCGGGUUUUUCAAAACAGCGUAUUUGGCGCUAAUUUCAAAUCAUCAAAACGCAGCGCAUUGAGUCUUAUGGAGACUGAUGCUGAAAACAUGGACGUUGAUACGACAAAAUCAUCAUUGACAUCGCAAUUAUUAUUUUUAUAUUAUUUACUACUGUACGAAGACGUCCGGAUGAUGAACAUGCCGAAUUAUUUGUCACAAGGACGGAAAGUAAAAAGUUAUUCCGUUGAAUUUUUAUCUGAACUGCCGAUAAAAUAUUUACUGCAACAAGCGCAGCGGGAUCAGUUGAAUUAUGCGAGUUUAUUUUCACCGUUACUGAGACUACUGGCGACGCAUUUUCCCCACCUGUCGUUGGUUGACGACUGGCUUGACGAUGAGAUGAUUAAUAUUGACUCGACGGCCGCUAAUUAUGACAACGUUGUUAUUAAUGAGACAACGGUAAACGAGGCGUUUAAAAAUAUAAAAGUUUGUCCGAGUAGGACUGGACGAGUCUUGAGACAAAUGAUGAUCAUGAAGCCUACGGAAAUAUGGGGCUACUCGGAGAGUAUCAUUAAUUAUUUUAAGACAAUUCUUGAUGAAAAAGUACCGCGUUACAUACAAGAACUGUACAAACAAGUAUGGCUGAGACUGAACACGGUGUUACCACGUUGCCUGUGGGUGAUGUCAAUAAACGCGCUGCUGAUGGAAAUACCGACGGUACAAAAUGUGAGAUUGACGCAGGAAAAUAUCGUUCUUGAUCCACUUCAAGUACUGAGAUGUGAUGCAAGAGUAUUCAGAUGCGCGCCAGUUUUAUCUGUUAUUUUGAGAAUUCUACAAGCGACGCUUGCGGCAUCAAGGUCACAGCUGUCGCGUCACAUGCAGGAUCGACCUAUGACCGAAAAAGUCGGCCAGCUGACGAACGAAUCCGAGCGCGAGGAUCUACGCACUGCUCUGGUCGCUGGACAGGAGAGCGCGGCGGUACAGAUUUUACUGGAAGCUUGUCUGGAGACUGAGGAAGAUCGAAUUGUUGCUGGACAAAUGUGGUCACUGAGAGAAAUACGCAGUGUCGUUUGUUCUUAUUUACAUCAAGUCUUUAUCACUGAGCCUUCAUUAGCUAAACUAGUACAUUUUCAGGGAUAUCCGCGGGAUUUGUUGCCGAUAACAGUAGCCGGGAUACCAUCGAUGCAUAUUUGCUUAGACUGGAUACCAGAACUUCUGUCUCAACCAGAACCAGAGAAACAAAUUUUUGCUGUUGAUUUAGCGUCACAUCUCGCCGUUCAGUAUGCGCUGCCAAAAGCACUCAGUGUUUCGCGAUUAGCAAUAAAUACACUCAUCACUCUGCUGGGUGUAUUGCCUGCCAAAGAACGCGUCGUACUUUUUAUGCCAGUCCUGCCAGCACUGACACGAAUUUGUCUAGCGUUUCCACCGCUCGCCGAAGACACUACAGGACUUCUUCUGCAGCUGGGGAGAAUCAGCUCAGCACAAGCCGCGCUUGGUGAUAAAUCCGCGGAAAUACUUUGCCACGAAGUUAAUCAAACAUUUUCGUCUCUACUUCAAAAAGCUAUUCUACAAUCAAGAGUUUAUUAAAAUAAAAAAUAAUUAUUAUCGUGUACAUAAAUUACCCACAUGUUUAUUAUUAUUUACAUUUUUUUAAUGUACCUAAUGUAUGUAUUGUAAAUAAACUUUAAUAGUUUUAAUUAUU
Molecule: messenger RNA, 3576 nt
Organism: Microplitis mediator
Lineage: Eukaryota; Metazoa; Arthropoda; Insecta; Hymenoptera; Braconidae
Gene: IntS2
Product: integrator complex subunit 2-like
Exons: 5
Coding region: 105-3461 (1118 amino acids)
Biological process (GO): snRNA 3'-end processing
Cellular component (GO): integrator complex
Source: RefSeq, a predicted model, not a curated record